AUGGAUCGCAUUCAAACAGGCAACGCCUUAUUUGCAGCUUGGGAUGAUCAAUAUCCAGGCGCUUGGAAUCAACCUUGUUUGCGAUUUGAUGCCCUGUUCAAUGACUAUGCAGGCACAUCAACAUGCAACGAUCGAUUCAUUCAGAUUUUUACUUAUCUCAACUCUGAUAAUGCCCAGCUGGCCCAAUAUCUCAUAUCCUCCUUCAACCUCUUCACGAUUGAGGAUAAAGCAGCUGAAGACGUCUGGUCAAUGCGAGUUCUUGCAAUGCAAAUUUCAUUGCAGAACCCUUUCUCGUUUUUUGGCAUUGACGAAUUCCAAAAAAAUCAGAACAACAAUCAAUUUUUUGAUGGGGACAAGUCGGAUCCUCGACUUUGUCUGGUAAAUCCUUUGGUUGGCUUUUGGUUGAUUUGUUCUGAAUUGUUUGAUUAUCCAUGGGCGACAACCUUUGACAACGACUAUUAUAACGAGCCGCCGUCGUCAAUCAUCCGUGGCAUCAAACAAAAACGUUCAGCACCUUUUCAGUCCUUUUUCCGACCAGAAAGUUCAGCCCAUCACACUCAACAAGCAAUUCAGAAGAUCAGUGAUCCAAUGAAUGACAAAUUGGACAAUGUGGUAGGCCAGUCCCAUCUGGACAAAGCGACUUUAGCGGAUCAACGGAAGCGCCAUCGUAAUCUGACCGACAAUAGAUAUGAUGCACUGGUGGAUGAUGAUGAAUCGAUUGGGACAAAUGCUGACGAUGCGGAGGCUGCGGACGACAACGCCACUACCAUUGACGGCGAUGCCUACCAACAACCAGAUCAGGACGAUGAUGACGAUGAAAUACUAGUGACAGCGGUUUGUAACAACCCAAGGCGCCCACCACUUUCUUCAGAUGACGAUGACAAUGAAGAGGAUGAGGAUGAUGAGGAUGUGGCGAGCAACGCUGGGGAGGUUCAGUCAGAGUAUGUAGAAGCACCGGGGAGGUCAGAAGACGACAACAUGGCGGUUGACGGCUUGACAAGCCCUACUCAGGUCUCUCAGGAUAGCUCUUCAUUGAUAAACACACCUCCACCUACACGUCGCCUACCUCCACCGCCCACUCUUGCUGAGAAACUUAACAAAUUAAUUCAAGUUAACUUGGAUGGGAUGACAUGCAGAUGUCAUAUUUUCGAGACCACAUUUGCGACAAACUACUCGGGAUCGGACUCCGGCACGGUUGCUGAGGCAAUUUUAUCUGCGGUGCUGACGUCAAUGGAGGAAGCUUUGAACAACUCGUUUCACAAGUUGAAGAUCCUUCCUAUCUCCGACGACACUUAUAAACAACAGAACCGGUGGAUCCGGAACUCGGUGGAGUUACGCAACAAAAUUUCGUCUUACCGGGCCCUGAGUCUCUACUGCGAUAUGGAAUAUGGGAAUUCUCCUUAUGCGGCAACCAACAGCAAGCCUGGCAAGAAGAAACUACGGACCUGA
This is a messenger RNA of Cylindrotheca closterium, 1449 nucleotides long. The record is from the annotation of a GenBank genome assembly. NCBI's taxonomy places the organism in Eukaryota, Bacillariophyta, Bacillariophyceae, Bacillariales, Bacillariaceae.